Messenger RNA from Vombatus ursinus (common wombat), 1941 nucleotides. RefSeq names its product carcinoembryonic antigen related cell adhesion molecule 1 (gene CEACAM1). Gene Ontology annotation, biological process: signal transduction; regulation of immune system process. The transcript is spliced from 10 exons. Gene Ontology annotation, cellular component: plasma membrane; cell surface. Gene Ontology annotation, molecular function: protein tyrosine kinase binding. NCBI's taxonomy places the organism in Eukaryota, Metazoa, Chordata, Mammalia, Diprotodontia, Vombatidae. The record is from RefSeq and is a predicted model, not a curated record. Bases 86 to 1918 code for a protein of 610 amino acids.
GCAGGGACACCUCCAGGGUCUGCACUUGGCCUCUCUACCGAGAAGACACAGCUCAGGAGGGGAAGGCAGUGGACAGCACAGACCUAUGGAGAGCCCCUCACAAGCUCCCCACAGUGGGAGCAGCCUCUGGAAGGGGUUCCUGCUCACAGCCUCCAUCCUCAGCUGCUGGAUCCAGCCAACAUCUGCCCAAAGUGAUUCCUUCAGUGUUGUGCCAAACCCUCCAUAUGGGACAGUGGGCAGCAGCGUCAUCCUGGACAUCCAGGGGCUCUCACAGCAGCCUCCCAGCUAUACUUGGUACAGAAAGGCAGUAAUCCCCUCCAACCGGAUCGCUUUCUACCAUGUUGCUAACGGACAGCUGACAGCAUCAGAUAGCAGGCUGAAUGUGUCCUCCAAUGGCUCCCUGAGCAUCUCCAACCUCACUCUCAGUGACACUGAUGACUACUUCGUACAAUUGUUUGAUCCCACAAGUAGUGAAAUAGUAACAGCACAAGGACAUUUAGCCGUCUAUGGGUCACUAUCCAAACCUACCAUCAGCAGCACCAACAUGGCCCCAGUGGAGAACAAGGACAAUGUCUCCUUGACAUGCCAGUCUGAGAGUCAAGAAGUCACAUACCUGGUUUGGUCCAUAAACCAAAGCUCGCCAGCUGGUGACAGGAUAGUGCUGUCCCCGGAUAACAGGACACUCACUAUAAUCAAUGUCACAAGGGAAGACCAAGGACCCUAUGAGUGUGAAAUCCAGAACCCAGUUAGUGUCAAUAGGAGUGACCCAUUCACACUGAAUAUUGUCUAUGGCCCGGAUACCCCCGUGAUUGUCCCCACAGACCCUAAUUAUCCCGUAGGGGCAAAUCUUGAGCUGUUGUGCUCUGGUGACUCUAACCCACCUGCCCAGUACACUUGGUUUUUCAAUGGAAUACUGACGGUGUCCACACCCCAGCUCUCUAUUCUUAAUGUGUCGCUGAAUCACACUGGAACCUAUUCUUGUAUUGCAUCUAACUCAGUCACUGGCCUGUCUAGCAGCAAAGACAUCAAUAUCACAGUCUCUGAAACAGCAUCCAAACCUACCAUCACUGCCAACAGUACCAACGUCAUGGAGAACAGCACUUUGGUCUUCACAUGUAACACAGAACAUGAGGGGAUGAACAUUCUGUGGUUCUUCAAUAACAAGUCCCUGUCACUAAAUGAGGGGCAGUACCUGUCUGAUGGUGACCUGAUCCUCACCGUCAAGAACGUGACGAGGAAGCAUGCUGGGUCCUAUCAAUGUGAAAUCUGGAAUCCAAUCAGUUCCAACAGAAGUGACCCCCUUGAAGUGACUGUGAACUAUGGACCAGACGAUAUCCUGUUUUCCCCGAGUCCUGCAGGAGAUGAGAUUCGGGUCAUAUUCCAACAGUCACUGACCUUAGUGUGUCAGGUUGAGUCUUACCCACCUGCACAGUAUGAGUGGCGAGUCAAUGUCACAGUGAGCCCUGAGUUCACCAAUAACACCUACAUCAUCCAAAACGUAUCUUGGGAAGAUUCAGGACAGUACACAUGUUUGGCAUGGAACAACGUGACUGAGUUGUCAGUGUCUAAGGCUGUCACAGUCAGGGUGAUCGAACAGCCUCCAGAAGGAGGGAGUGGCUCCUCACUCUCCGGAGGGGCCAUCGCUGGCAUUGUGAUUGGAGUCAUAGCUGGAGUGGCUCUCGUUGGGUUCCUCAUCUAUUUUCUGUUCUUCAGACCUUCUGGAGGGGCCAGCGAGCAUCAUGAUACAGAGCACAAAUCCUCAGCACCCAACCACAGACAAACCAACUCUGACAGCUCACCUAACAGGACUGAGGAAGUAUCCUAUGCCUCCGUGAACUUCAAUGCCCAGAAACCACUUGCCACGGCUCAGCUCCCAUCACACACGGACACUGUUUAUUCUGAAAUCAAAAAGAAAUGACCCAGUCAUUCUUGUUCUCUGCA